Teleopsis dalmanni is the source of this 2175-nucleotide messenger RNA. RefSeq lists its product as uncharacterized. Lineage: Eukaryota; Metazoa; Arthropoda; Insecta; Diptera; Diopsidae. Bases 73 to 2010 code for a protein of 645 amino acids. The transcript is spliced from 2 exons. The record is from RefSeq and is a predicted model, not a curated record.
AGGCAUACCAAAAUUACUCCAGAGAAUUAAUAAAAUUUAAUUCUGAAAGCACCUUGUCACCACUCAAUUAAAAUGUCUCCAUUACGUUUUAAUCUUUUUUUAAUUGUCUUCAUAUCUACUGUCUAUCUAUCAUAUGAGGAACCUAUUUUGGGAUUAUUAAGUCCAGUUGUUAAUAUCCUAGGUGGAGUAACUGGUAGCGCAACUGCUACUACUGCUAGACCAGCCACAAGUUCAGUUACUGUUGCAUCUGCAACGGGAGCAACCGGAACUGUAUCUGCGGGUGCAACUGGAAGCACAACUACUGGUUCAAAUGGAGUUACUAGUACUAGUACUGUAGUUACUAGUACUAGUACUUCCACUGUUGGCACAUCCAAUGCAGUGUCCGGUGGUGUUGGCAGUAUUCUAGGAGGAAUAACUGAUCCAAUUACAGGUGUUGUUGGGAUAGUUACUGGAGCUACUGGUGGUGAUGUUCUUGGUGGAUUAACUGGCGGUGGAACUGGUAGUGUAACUGAAAUAUUGCCCGGUGUUCUUGGUGGAUUAACUGGAGCUGCUGGGGGAGGUGCACUUACUGGCCUUACCGAUACAAUUACCGGUGCUAUUGGUGGUGUUACCGGAGCUGCUGGUGGAGGUGGAACUGGUAGUGUAACUGACAUAUUGCCCGGUGUUCUUGGUGGAUUAACUGGAGCUGCUGGGGGAGGUGCACUUACUGGCCUUACUGAUACAAUUACCGGUGCUAUUGGUGGUGUUACCGGAGCUGCUGGUGGAGGUGGAACUGGUAGUGUAACUGACAUAUUGCCCGGUGUUCUUGGUGGAUUAACUGGAGCUGCUGGUGGAGGUGCACUUGCUGGUCUUACUGAUACAAUUAACGGUCUUAUUGGUGGUGUUACCGGAGCUGCUGGUGGAGGUGGAACUGGCGGCACAACUGUUCCUGGUGGUGUUAUUAAUAUUCUUAACGGUGCAACUGGAUUAACUGGUGUUCUUGGUGGUGCUAAUGGAAUUCUUAAUGCAGUUCUUGGUAUUCUCGGCUUAUUACCUGGUGCGGGAACUGGAUUACCUGGUGGUCUUGGUGUAAUUCCCAAUAUUUUUGGUUUAUUACCUGGUGCUGGAACUGGAUUGACUGGUGGUCUUGGCGCUCCGAAUGAAAUUCUUAGUGUAAUUCCUAAUAUUCUUGGUUCAGUAACUGGUGAUCUUGGACUUCUUAAUGCAGUUCUUGGUAUUCCUAAUGAAAUUCUUAGUGUAAUUCCUAAUCUUGGUUCAGUAUCUGGUGGUCUUGGAAUUCUUAAUGGAGUUCUUGGUAUUCCUAAUGAAAUUCUUAAUGUAAUUCCUAAUCUUGGUUCAGUAUCUGGUGGUCUUGGAAUUCUUAAUGGAGUUCUUGGUAUUCCUAAUGAAAUUCUUAGUGUAAUCCCUAAUCUUGGUUCAGUAACUGGUGGUCUUGGAAUUCUUAAUGCAAUUCUUGGUAUUCCUGGUUCAUUAACUGGUGUUGGAACUGGAUCAACUGGUGGUCUUGGUGGAAUUCCUGAUAUUUCUGGUUUAUUACCUCUUUUAACUAACUUACUUACCGGUGGUCUUGAUGGAAUUACUGGUAAUAACCCACUCACCGGAAUUCUUACUAGUAUAUUUCCUGAUUUGCCUGGUUUAUUAGCUGGUGGACUUGGUGGACUUGAAGGACUUCAUGAUGUUCUUAACAUAUUAACUGCUGGUUGUACUGGUACCACAAUUGACCCAGUUACCUGUGCUCUUAGUGGCAUUGUUAAUGGUGUUGGUGGAUUAGCUGGAGGAGCAAUUCAAAGCGUAGCUAAUAUACUUUUAGGUAUUGCUGAUAAAAUCUCUGAUGCUACUGCUGCAUUAGAAGCUGGUUCACAUUCAAUUGCUCUCAGCAUUUUGACGGAUGUACUUACUAAUAUGUCAAGCAUUAUUUAUAAUACAACGUGUGGUGCUACCACAGCAACGAAUAUAUUGACAAAUCCAACGGGUGCAUUUACAAUUCUUCAAUCAUUAUUGCCAGUGUAAGCUUUCGCUUAUGAUUUAAUUGAUUAAUGUUUUAAAAUUACAUAAAUUUUUAAGCUUUUAUGUUACAUUUAUGAAUUAUGUAUUUUAGAUUAAAUUCACUUAUGUUUUUAAGUUAAGUUCGAAAUUUUUUGAAUUAUUAAAUAAACUAAUAUAUUUUUACAGAAA